UUCUUACAGAGACCCUUGAAACUCUCAUCAGACAAGCAGAAAAUUACACCAGCAUACUUUUUUGCAACACCUACAGGAACAUGGCCUUAGAGGCUGCUGCUUCAAUUCAGGAGUUCUUCACUGAUGUAGGGCUCUAUUUAUUUGGUGCGGAUGUUAAUCCUGAAGAAUUUGUAAACAGAUUCUUUGACAGUCUUUUCCCUCUAGUCUACAAUCAUCUCAUUAACCCUGGUGUGACUGAAAGCAGCCUGGAAUACUCAGAAUGCAUCCGGAUGGCCCGCAGGGACGUUAGUCCAUUUGGUAAUAUUCCCCAAAGAGUGAUGGGGCAAAUGGGGAGGUCGCUGCUGCCCAGCCGCACAUUUCUGCAGGCACUGAAUCUGGGCAUUGAAGUCAUCAAUACCACAGACCACCUGUAUUUCUCCAAAGAGUGCGGCAGAGUCCUUCUGAGGAUGGAGUACUGCCCUCACUGCCAGGGCCUGACUCUCAGUAAGCCUUGUAUGGGGUACUGUCUCAACGUCAUGAGAGGCUGCUUGGCACACGUGGCAGAGCUUAAUCCACACUGGCAUGCGUACAUCCGGUCGUUGGAAGAGCUGUCAGAUGCCAUGCAUGGAACAUAUGACAUUGAACACGUGCUCUUGAACUUCCACUUGCUUGUUAAUGAUGCUGUGAUGCAGGCUCACGUUGAUGGACAAAACUUAUCGGCACGGGUAAAUAAGAUUUGUGGCCGUCCAAUCAGAUCACCCACACAAAGCCCCCGCUGUUCUUUUGAUGGGAUCAAAGAGAAGCAUGGAAUGAAGAUCUCUGCAAGAAAUGGUGAAGAGACACUUGCCAACAGAAGAAAGGAAUUUAUCAACAGCCUUCGACUGUACAGGACAUUCUAUGGGGGCCUGGCUGAUCAGCUUUGUGUGAAUGAAUUGGCCGCUGCUGAUGGACUGCCCUGCUGGAAUGGAGAAGAUAUAGUAAAAAGGUAUUUUAUGUGUAGGGGUCUGUGAGAGCAUAAUGGCUUCUUUAUCCUUGCGUUCUUUUACCAGAUCAUGAAUGGAUUACUUCCGUUUUAACUUUACCACACAGGUUAGAGUAUACAUUAAUUCCUUCUCUUUAGUUUGUUAAAAAUAAAUUUGAUCCUUUUUGACAUUUAAAAAAUAUGAUGGCAUUCUGUGGUGUUUUGAAAGUUCUCUGUUCUUUUUUACCUAUCUAUGACAUACCCAACAAUCCCAUUUUUUCAAUCAAGUAUGACUUACCUUCUAUCAAAUCUGUCUUGUUUAUCAAAUAUCUUAUUUUGACUUUACAAGUAUUAGAAAGUGAGGAAAUUUGGUGAAAUGUGAAUACCUAUGCAAAGAUUCAUUGAUAUGUGGCUAUGUAUCUCAGCAGUGUUAGCAUGUCCAUCCUAACAGUUGUCUCCGUGAGAGUGUGUGUAUAUGUAUCUAUGUAAGAGUGGGGGCACUUUUGUGUAUGUCUGUUUAAGGCAUUGUUUAUUGUAUGUUAUCAAUUAUUUUCAAAAUCAGGAGUGAAAUUUAACUUUCACCUUUUCUUCCCCUAACUUCCUAGAAUUUCUUUGACUGUGUCUUCUCCUUUGCUUCCUAUAACUGCUCGUACUCUCAAGUAAUCUCCUGAGCUUGAGAGAGUCUGAAAUUCUCCCUCUGUAAUAUAUAAUGGUGGUCAAUAUAAUUGGUUGCAGUUAGUCCUUUGAUUUUCCAGUGCUGGUGAUUAUUAUAGAAUGUAGGCUUCUGUUGUGUUUGGAUUUGAAUGUUUUAAUGUAUUUUAUUUUGAGCAAACUGCAACAGGAAAGAAAGAGAAUUAAGCUUUCUGACUUACAAACACCUCUAUUCCACAUGUAGAUAAGUGGUUUAGUUACUACAGAGUGAUGAAUCCAUUUAAAAUGUCAUUUAGCAAUUACAUUUACUAUGAUAAACAUAUACAAUAAUUAAUUUUAAUAUACAUUUAUAUCAUAAAAACAGUUUACAUAUUUCUGGGUGAUCAUAUUCGUUAUAGUUAAUGGUUACAUUCCUGAUAUAUCAAAUGAUUAUUUUGUAGUUAAAAUCUAAAUAUCUCACAGAGAUUCUUAGAAUUCAUCUAAAAAAGUUAUUGAAGACGGGAAUGGUAAUUAAAUUUAAAUAAAAUAUUUGGCUGGCAUGGCUAAUGCUCUCUUUUCAUUAUGCUCCUUGAAUGUUGGAAUGUGUUUUCUGAAUAUAUCUUUUUAGCCCUUAUUGAGAACAGUCAUAAUAUGCAUAGUACUUUGAGUUUUUUUAGUAUUCAUGUCAAUAAGAUUUCUGCCACUUAAGUCUAAU
Messenger RNA from Equus caballus (horse), 2285 nucleotides. The record is from RefSeq and is a predicted model, not a curated record. Lineage: Eukaryota; Metazoa; Chordata; Mammalia; Perissodactyla; Equidae.